AUUACAGAAUAUUAUUUAAUAGUUUUGGCCUUAUGCACAAAUACUUUCUAAGAAGUACGAAAAUGGCAAAUAUUAAUAGCAAUGAAACUGCUGUUGAUACAGUGACCUUAGGAGAAAAUGAAUCUCAAAGUUCUUUUGAUUUGACCUUGACUGAGUCACAAGACUCCUAUGAAUCCUAUGAUAGGGUUGAAAUCAAUCUUAAUGAAAAUGUAGUUCACGAAAAAGUAGGCUCUUCUAUCGUAAAUAGAGAAACCCAGCCUAGUUCAGAUAACAGUGAUUUCGACAUGAGAGCAUUUCUGAUGUCAAUGGCACAAGAUAUGAGACAACAAACACAAAAAAUUGAACAAAAGGGGAUAAUUGAGAACAAUUUCAAUCAGAACUCGAAUCACAGACAAUGGUGGGAGUAUGUACAAGUAGACUUGACCAGUUUCUCUCAAUUUAAGGAUAGAUUUAUUGAUCGUAUGUGGUCACCAGCCAUACAAUCUAAAAUCAAGGUUAGGUUAAGUGGUGAAAAAUUCCAACCAGGUAGAGGCCAGAGCCUUACCGAAUAUUUUAUAUCAAGAUACAAUAUUGCAAGGAACUUUGUACCAGCUUUAGAGUCAAGUGUAGUUUUCACAAUGUUGAUAGGACACUUUGAUGAUGUUAUCACCUCAGCGGCAAUAGUGAGAAACGCUAAGGACCCUGAUGCAUUUCUUCAAGUAUUGAAUGACUUUGUUGAUCAAGAACAAUACAGGCCCAGUCCAUCUGCUGCAAAAAAUAUGAAUUGUGAUAAUCAAAUGGAACCAAAUAGGAAUUUGCCUAAAAUGCAAUUUGAAAAUGUAAAUGGGUAUAAUGGACAGUUGAAUUUCAUGAUUCCACCACCAUUCAUUCCGCAACUAUCUAGUGAAGGUUUUCCAAAUGCAAAUCAUAACAGACAACCCUCCUAUUCAAAUAAUAAUUACAGAAAUCAUCGUAAUCAUCCAAAUCAACAAGGAAACCGGAAUCAUAGGAGUAAUUAUAAUGGAGGUCCGAAUUAUGGCCAUGAUUUUAAGCAAAACUAUAAUGGGAACAAGAGUAAUUUCAUGCCCAUGCAUGCCCAUGGACCCCAACAAAAUGUGCAACCAAUGUAUUCACCCACACCAAACUUCUAUCAACAUUCUGGACCGGUAUCUUUCCCAGUGAACAACCAACAGAAUAAUGCUAACAAGAGUUUAAACUAAUAAAGGGGCGGCGAAAAAAAAUUCCUGACUGUCCCGCUGUAAUAGGUUCGCCCAGCUUUGACACCCAUUUAGACAUAAAUAAAAUAGCUAUAGAUUCAUCUUCUAAUGAAGCGGAAAAUCCCAGUUUAAAUGAAAUUAGUAGCCAUCAAGAUAAUCACAUCAGUAAAACAAUAUCAGAAAGAAAUCAUAUGGAUAAAAUGCCUACUAUUUACAAAACUCCAAAAUUCAUGGAUUCUGAUAAACUGGAGCAAUAUCUGUUCAAAAUUCACAAACAAUUUGAAGAUGAAUUCCAAACAGAGAAGACAUUAUUUCAACAGUUUAAUGAUAGGAUAAAUGACCAAGUUGGAGAAGUGUCUCAUUCAGACAGGGAAAAAUCAGAACUGGAAAUUACCUCAAAUGAAAUUAUUGAACAACCACUAAUCACCAAUGAAAACGUUGAUAUUCUUAUACAGGAGCCAAAUGCUGGAGUAAACAAUCCUAUUGAUAAAAUUGUUAUAGAUUCAGUGAAUAAUAUUGCUGAUAAAGACACUGAAGAAGAAAUAGUGAAAAUACAUUGUAUGUUUAGUGAUCUUUUAGAGGAAAAUGAAAAUACUAUUCCUCAAGGAUAUGAAUUAGCUGAGAUUAAGGUUUCCAUUUUCAACAAAGAAUAUAAUUUGAUAAUAGAUAGUGGUUCAGAAGUAAAUGUCAUUAAUGAAAAAUUAGUUCAAGAGAUGAGAGAAGAGGAAGUGAAAUUAAAUCUUGUCCCUGCUCCAAAUGUGAGCAUAGUUGUAGCCACAGGUAAUCGCUCUAGAAAAGUGAGUAAGCAGGUCAUGUUGGAAGUUGUAUUUGAUAAUCUGAAAAUUCCUAUAGUUUUCUUAAUUGUUCCAGACCUAAACGUAGAAGUAUUAGUAGGAUGUGAUUUUCUCAAAGAAGUAGGCGCUGUAGUUGACUUUAAUCAAGAUGCCUUGUUCAUGAAAAACCGUUGCUUUCCUUUCUUAUGUAAGGACACUAUAAAAUAUAAUCGGUUGUUUAAUAUCAAUGUCAAAAAGGAAAUUGAGAGUUUUGAUGAGUUAUGGAAACAGCAGAUAAAUGAUGUCAAAAGAGAACUAAAAAAUGAACCCCUUCAUUUAGUAAAUAAAUUAAUAGACGUUUUUGAGCAAAAUAAGGAUAUAUUUUCCGAUUCUCCUGGAUCAGCAAGGGAUUGUGUUUGUGAAUUAAAAAUAAAAGGCAAUGUACAAUUAAACCGAAAAAGUUACCCAAUUCCAUAUCAAUAUCGUGACGAGGUACGAAAAGAAAUUAAAAAAAUGUUGGACCAAAAAAUAAUAGAACCUGCCAAUUCUCCUUACACUAACCCUAUGGUAGUCGUUAAAAAACCUAACGGUUCUCUGAGAUUAUGUAUUGAUGGCAGACACCUUUCUGCUUACAUUGAGAAAAGUUAUACUGAACCUGAACCCAUUGAAAGUUUAUUAAUUCGAUUUAAUAAGUGUAAUUUCUUGAGCUCAUUAGAUCUUACACAAUCCUACAAUCAAAUCAAACUAGCUGAAGGUAGUAAAAAGUAUCUUGCAUUCAAUGUUUUUGGUCAGAGUUACCAAUAUACUCAUCUGCCAUUUGGACUCACAAUCAGUGGAUCCGAAUUUAUUCGUUGUCUUUAUCAGGUACUUGGUGAUGAUGUCACCCAGUUUCUCAUUGCUUAUGUGGACGACCUUGCUAUAAGUAGCGAAACCUUGGAGCAACACAUAGAAAGGGUCGAGCUUGUAUUAAGAAAAUUGAAAGAUGGUAACCUUAAGUUGAAGCUUAACAAAUCAAAAUUCAUAGCCGAUAAAAUCAAGUAUCUAGGAUUUUUCAUAAGUAAAAAUGGUAUAGAAGUAGAUCAUUCUAAAAUGGAUGCUAUCCAACAGUUUCCUACUCCUACAAAUUUGAAACAAUUACAAACUGGUGAUGUAAAUUUACAUAAGUUUUAUUCAGUUCAUGAUGAUUUAUUAUUUAUUAGGAAAUCGAAAAGAAAUAAAUUUUGGAAAGUCUGUGUUCCCUCUCACCUUUAUGAAGACCUCAUCAUUGAAUUUCAUGAACGCUCAGGUCAUGUAGGCAUAUCCAAAACUAACAGGGCCAUAGAAGAAACAUUUUAUAUCAAGAAUAGCUACCGCCUUGUCACCAAAAUAAUACAAUAUUGUGAGAAAUGUCAAUUGGUAAAAUCCUCUAAUCAAAAGAAAACUCUAGAAAUGCACACCAUCUUGUCAGAUAAGAAAAAUCACAAAGUAUUUGUCGACGUGUAUGGCGAAUUGCCAGGAGGUCGCUACCGAUGGAUGUGCAUAAUACAUGAUGGCUUCACCAAGUUCACCAAAUUGUAUCCAUUAGUCAAAGCAAACGCAGUUAGUUUAGUUAAGGCAGUGAAACAAUAUGUUAGAAACUAUGGAACAUUUGACUCAAUAAUUAGUGACAAUGGUACUUGCUUCCAGAGUAAGACUUGGAAAGACUCUAUGGAUGAGUUAGGGAUCAAGUAUCAUUACAUUUCGAUUUACCACCCUCAGUCUAAUCUUAGCGAGCGACCUCUCAAAGAAGUUAACCGCAUAUUACGUACCUAUGUACCAGAAAAUCAACAUCAUUUAUGGUACAAAUAUUUGAACAAGGUGGAGUAUGUUUUGAACUAUAACUUCCAUGAGGCCACCAAUAAUAUCCCGAUUGAAUUAAUGUUAAAUAAUAAGUUGUCUCACAUUGUGUUCAAAUACAUUAAGUACCCUCUUGAUAACAGAUUUGAAUUAGAAGAGGAGAAUUUACGGAAUAAAAGAAUAUUUUAUCGUAUGAAAAAUCGAGGCACAAUCCGACGAUACAAACAUCAGAUGAACAAUAAGAAACGAGUUGUGUACAAAAUAAAUGAUCUUGUGUUGACAAAUAAUUAUGUAUUAUCUAGUAAAUUUAAAAAGUUUUCGGCCAAGUUGUGCCCAAAAUACAAGGGUCCAUUUUUGAUUUUGAAUGACCUAGGUAAGGGAUGUUUUCAGUUGAAAGAGUUGUCAUCAGGAAAGAUUUCUAAAGUAAAUCAAUUUAUGAUGAAGCCAUUCCGACAAAGGAAUAAUCGAAACAAUUAAUUAAAGGUUGUUAUCAUCUUUCCAUUAAUGUGUCCUAGCUCUUUAUUAUGUAAGUUUUUUAUAGUUGAACAUUGUAUAAAUUGUCACAAGAUUAUGAAUGUAAAAAUAUAUCCUUAAACAUGAAAUAUUCUUACUUAUCAGUAGGAAAACUUGAAUUAUAUUCUCUUGUAUUUGUAUGAAAUUAAUGAAUAACUAUUCAAAAUUAGUCAGCUAUCAAUGGUGUUAUAAUGUCAUGCAACAAUUGUUGAAGUUUUUUUUUAUUAAUAAUAUAUCUCGUGAGAAUCAUAUAAUAUUCAUAAGAACUUACAAAGCAUUUAAAAAAGAAAUUUGCAUGAUUUUUGACUGGUUACAUAUCAAUUUGAUUUCUUAUUUAUUCAGCAUUAAAUUUAGAAUCAAUUGAAAUUAUGUUAGAUGAAGAUCAUUUCAGUGGGGAGUCGAUUGAUACUGUGUUAGUGGCAAUUGUGUAACUUGUUGUGUAUGAUUUGUUGAACAGACAUAAUAGUUGGCUUGUAGUAGAAAUGGAUAUGGUUUACAGUUAUCGCUUAUAGAGGAAGUAAUUUAAUAAUUACUACCUAAAAAAGCAGUAAUGAGUUUUUUUUUUUUUGAGGGCAUAAAUCUUGAUAAAAUAGAUCCUAACCAAAAAAAUGGAGGGUGCUCAUCAUAUUAUUGUGGAUUGAUAAUAAAAAUAUGGAUAGAGAAUAGUUGUGUCAUGUUAAGUAACGUUUGUGCUGGAUAAACACAAAGAGUUGGAUAACACACUAAUAUCAUGUUUUCAAUGAGAUACCAUGACUGUUGAUGAGAUAUUUCUAAUUCAAAAUUGAAAUAAAGUUGAAAUCUUAGAUUGGAGACAACAGUUCUCAGAAUAGUGAAAUGCUGAUUAAUGUUUCAUGAAUAUUUUUUUAUGAAAGGAAUUGAUGUAUGGAUGAAUUUCUAUAGAGGCAGCUAAUAGUUUUUUUUUUCAUAUAUGUUUGCAUUGUGUAGUUGAUUGUUAUAUUAUCAUUAUAAUCUCAAAUUAAAAGAACCCAAGCGAAAAAGGGGAUUGAAUUUUUAGUAAUAUGUACUUUAUAUGUGUUAGAUUAUUAAGCUGUCAGGAUAGAGGUUUAUUGCUGUGUAAGAUUUCUUGUUUUCAUUGAUUGAUUAUAGAUUGUAAUUUCUUGUCGUUGAAAUAAACAAUGAAUCGAUUUUUAUUUCAAGAGAACAUAAUAAAAGUAUAUAUAUAUAUGAUUCAAAAAAUUGUUGAUUCAGUAUUAAUAUGGUAUGCUUCAAAAAUAGAGAUAUGUAACUUAGUAUAUUGAAUGAAAGAUAGCAUUCUUUAUUGGUAAUUCAAAAUUACUUUUUCAUUUAUUGAUUAUGAGUUAAGACCCUAUUUGUCCAUUAUAUUAUAAUAUUAUCCUUAAUGAGUAAGAUUUGUUAUGUUAUCUCAGUUCUUAGCAGUGGAAUUGACUCUUUUCAUUAAUUUCUCCAGUAAUGAUUGUAUCCCUCUGAACAAUUAGUUGAUUUAUUUUCAUGUGUUUGAGCGCAAGUAGUUGAAAUAUUCUUUGAUAACUAAUUUACUAAUCUUUUACAUAUUUUUUCAUCCGUUUCUUAAAUGACUAGAAAAUUACAUACUACAAAUUAAAAUUUGAGUGAAUUAUAAUCAUUUUUUACAUGAAAGUCUGUGAGCUAUUAAAAAUUGUAAUUAAAAUUGAAAAUGUUUGAUAAGUUUUUAAAUCAUUUAUGAUUUGAAUUUCAAUUGUAAUUAAAUUUUUUGUUCGGAUAGAGGGGAAUUUGUAAUGUUACACAUUUCAAAAUAGGCGCUCAAAAUAGAUUAUGAUUCAAAAUAGGCGCUCAUACCCAUUAUUGAUAAUAAAUUAUAAAUGAAUAAAUUAUAAUUAAAUAAAUCUGUUUCAAAUUUAGAAA
This is a messenger RNA of Nilaparvata lugens (brown planthopper), 6160 nucleotides long. RefSeq names its product probable serine/threonine-protein kinase fhkB. The coding region runs from base 33 to 1199 and encodes 388 amino acids. The record is from RefSeq and is a predicted model, not a curated record. NCBI's taxonomy places the organism in Eukaryota, Metazoa, Arthropoda, Insecta, Hemiptera, Delphacidae. The transcript is spliced from 2 exons.